UCGGUCCCCUUUAAGGCCCGGCUCCCCCUUGGGCGCAGCCGCUCACCUGGCUCAGGUGACGCCGGGGAAGGAGGAAGCGGUGGCUGCCGCCCGCCCCGGCCCCGCCAUGUCCGCCUCCGCCGUCUUCAUCCUCGACCUCAAGGGCAAGCCCCUCAUCAGCCGCAGCUACAGGGGGGACGUGAGCGCGGCCGACGUGGAGCCCUUCCUGGCCCUGCUGCUGCAGCGCGAGGAGGAGGGGGCCCCCGCCCCGCUGCUGGCCCACGGGGGGGUCCACUUCCUCUGGAUCAAGCACGCCAACCUCUACCUGGUGGCCGCCACCAAGAAGAACGCCAACGCCAGCCUGGUCUACGCCUUCCUCUACAAGGUGGUGGAGGUCUUCUCCGAGUACUUCAAGGAGCUGGAGGAGGAGAGCAUCCGGGACAACUUCGUCAUCAUCUACGAGCUGCUGGACGAGCUGAUGGACUUCGGCUUCCCGCAGACCACCGACGGCAAAAUCCUGCGGGAGUACAUCACCCAGGAGGGCAACAAGCUGGACACGGGGAAGUGGCGCGUGCCCACCACCGUCACCAACGCCGUGUCGUGGCGGUCCGAAGGCAUCAAGUACAAGAAGAACGAGGUCUUCAUCGACGUGGUGGAGUCGGUGAACCUGCUGGUGAGCGCCAACGGCAGCGUGCUGCUCAGCGAGGUGGUGGGCACCGUCAAGCUGAAGGUCUUCCUCUCCGGGAUGCCCGAGCUGCGCCUGGGGCUGAACGACCGCGUCCUCUUCGAGCUGACGGGCCGGGGCAAGAACAAGUCGGUGGAGCUGGAGGACGUCAAGUUCCACCAGUGCGUGAGGCUCUCGCGCUUCGACAGCGACCGCACCAUCUCCUUCAUCCCCCCCGACGGCGACUUCGAGCUCAUGUCCUACCGCCUCAACACCCAGGUGAAGCCGCUCAUCUGGAUCGAGUCGGUCAUCGAGAAGUUCUCCCACAGCCGGGUGGAGAUCAUGGUCAAGGCCAAGGGGCAGUUCAAGAAGCAGUCGGUGGCCAACGGGGUGGAGAUCGCGGUGCCGGUGCCCAGCGACGCCGACUCGCCCAAGUUCAAGAGCAGCGCGGGCGCCGCCCGGUACCUGCCGGAGCGGAACCUCGUCCUCUGGACCAUCAAGUCCUUCCCGGGGGGCAGGGAGCACGUGCUGCGCGCCCGCUUCGGGCUGCCCAGCGUGGAGCGGGAGGAGGGCGAGGGGCGGCCGCCCGUCUCCGUCCGCUUCGAGAUCCCCUACUUCACCGUCUCCGGCAUCCAGGUGCGCUACAUGAAGAUCAUCGAGAAGAGCGGCUACCAGGCGCUGCCCUGGGUGCGCUACAUCACCCAGAGCGGCGACUACCAGCUCCGCACCAGCUAGAGGGACCCGGCGCCAUGGCCCCCCCCACGGCGCCCCACGGCCCCCCCGUGGCCCCCCCACGGCCCCCGCAGUCACUAUAAAGUCUGCACCCGUG
This is a messenger RNA of Dromaius novaehollandiae (emu), 1472 nucleotides long. It is a transcript of the gene AP1M2, whose product is annotated as adaptor related protein complex 1 subunit mu 2. The record is from RefSeq and is a predicted model, not a curated record. The coding region runs from base 107 to 1378 and encodes 423 amino acids. Lineage: Eukaryota; Metazoa; Chordata; Aves; Casuariiformes; Dromaiidae. The transcript has 12 exons. Gene Ontology annotation, biological process: vesicle-mediated transport; intracellular protein transport. Gene Ontology annotation, cellular component: clathrin adaptor complex; clathrin-coated vesicle. Gene Ontology annotation, molecular function: clathrin-cargo adaptor activity.